Messenger RNA from Candidozyma pseudohaemuli, 1791 nucleotides. RefSeq lists its product as uncharacterized. The record is from RefSeq and is a predicted model, not a curated record. The transcript has a single exon. Bases 1 to 1791 code for a protein of 596 amino acids. Lineage: Eukaryota; Fungi; Ascomycota; Pichiomycetes; Serinales; Metschnikowiaceae.
AUGGGGAUUUUCAGAUUCCAGGUCUUGCUUACCGCCGUGUGGUGCCUUUCCUCGGUACUAGCAUUGGUCAUUGAUCAAGAUACAGUCGUGGACUUCCCUGUCAGUUUGGAAAUUGGAAGUCUCCAGGUGAACGAGGGUGUGAGUUACACCAUCAAGAACAACUUGCUUACUGUUCUUGCGGGUAACUUAGACAACAGGGGCUCCUGGUUUGUCACUUCCACCAACGGUUUGGCUGCUUCUGUCACUAUCGCCUCGGGUACCAUUCUUAACUCCGGUGAUCUUGUCUUUGACACUUUGCAGGCCAGUGUCAUCAGUAACUACAACUUGGACUCCAUUGGAACGUUUUCCAACACGGGAAACAUGUGGAUUGGUAUCAGCGCCUUCUCGUUGGUGCCUCCAAUUAUUCUUGGCUCUGCUUUGGACUGGACCAAUUCUGGUAGGAUCUACCUUAAGCAAGAGACCGGUGCUCAAUCGCCAAUCACCGUUUCCCAGGUGCUUGGAUUCAUCACAAACGACGGUGCUAUCUGCCUUGAGCGUGUCAACUGGGUCCAAACGACCUCCAUUGUUGGCGAUGGUUGUGUGAAUGUCAUGGAUGACGGUCACCUCCAGCUUGAGAUCACUCCUUGGUUUGUUUCUGACGAACAGACCAUCUACCUUUCGUCCCCCUCGUCCGCCUUGUCUGUUCUCGGCUUAGAGCCCAGUCUUUUGGGUGCAAAGACCUACAACGUGCUUGGAUUCGGUGGUGGUAACGAAAUCAGAGUCAACACCGGCUUCACAGACUACCUGUACAACGACGGCGUCUUGUCGCUUUCGUUCUUCCUUGGUAUCUUCAGCAUUGACUUCAAUAUUGGUGAGGGCUACUCUGCGUCUGGAUUCUCCACCAACGGUAUCGGCCGUGGCGGUACUAGUAUCUCAUAUAGUGAAGAGUACCCUGGUGAGGUUCCAGACCAGUGUUUGUGUGACGACUUCCUUCAACCACCUGAGGAUGACGUCUCCAUCUCGCUCGAACCACCUGAGCCUACCUCUGAGCCCGAGUCCUCCACUAACGAUGCCUCGGAGCCCAACACCACCGACCCUGAGCCUACCUCUGACCCAACUGACCCAACUGAUCCAGACUCCUCAGAUCCAGAGCCCACCUCUGAGCCAGAGACUUCAGAACCAGAGACCUCAGAGUCCGAGACUGCUCUGGACGCUGAUGACUCCUCAAGCACUGACGAGCCUUCAAGCACUGACGAUUCUUCAGGUUCUGAUGGACCUUCCGAAACAGACCCUGACUCUUCAACUGAAGACUCUUCCGAAACAGACGGCAGCUCUGAUUCAGUUUCUGUAACCGACUCCGACUCCACUGAUGCAACUGAUAAGCCCACCAAGACCGAUGACGGAAAAACCACAACCGUCACUGAGUGCACCGAGACCGACGGCAAGAUCGUCACCAAGACCGUCGUCAUCUGUGAUACCACCGAGUCAAACGGCCAUCCUACCACCAUCACCACCUUACCUCCUCGUACCACCACCUAUGUCACCCACCAGAAGACCAUCACCGAGGUGGUCUGUGAAAAGGUUGUGGAAGGCACCAUCACGAUUUACACCACCGUGACCAAGGAGGCCUUGGUGACCCAGAAGCCUGGUGACCAUCAGCCUGCUCCUUCAACUGUGGCAGGUGAGGCUGUCACUGAUACUACUCAGACGGUUCAAAAGACGGCUUACGUUUCGACCUAUGAGGGCGGAGCUCCUCUUGCCAGAUUCGGCUUGCAAUGGCUUCUUUCGCUUGUUCUUCUUGUUGUGUUGUGA